GACGGGGGUUUCUGCGAGGUCCGUCGUGAAGAAAAAGCGUUGGGAGCUUGGCUGGAGUAGCGCGGGCUCCUGGCUGCGGAGGGACUUCUCUCGUAGGCUCAGCCCCGCAGCAGGCAUGUUCCCGGGAUUUCGGAGAGGCCGCCAGGACCAGUUUAAACACAUCAUCCAUGGCCUUCUCCCUGCAGCCAGCAUCGCCCCAAAGCCAGCUGUGCCCCGCACACCUCCUCCCCGCAGCCCCAACCCGUCUCCAGAGAGACAAAGGUCUGCUCUGGCUGCAGCCAUCCUGGCAACAACGUUGACUGGGCGGACAGUCGCCAUUCCUCAGCCUCGCCAGAGAUCCCAAUCUGAGAACAACACGAUCUGCGCUGAAAAGGACAGCUUCAUCGAGCCCUAUGCCACCUCCUCGGAGCAGAGACUUCGGCAAAGUUGGCAGAGUGAAAGGAGAACUUCUUUACCAUCCUUUGAGAUGCUGAGCUGUGGAGAGGAAGAGGAUGAUGAAACAGAGCUCUCCUCCAGCUCCGAGGAGGUGGGAGAUGGCAGUGCCCAGAAAGAAGAGGGAGGUUGCCAUGAUGCCGAGUAUGCGAAGCCACACAAAAAUCAGAAGGUGCUUUUGUCACAGUGGGUGGACAGUGACGAUGAUGAAAAUCCGUGUGAGCCAGAUGGAUUUCCAGGCUCACCUCCUGCACCACAGCAUGCACAACGGAAAGAUGAUACACAUGUGGUUCUAAAUUUAAAGGAUGAAGAGAUGUCGUUGUGUGAAAAGCUUUCACCCUCCCCAGAUAUAACUGGUGGAGCAUGUCAGAUAUGCAAAAAAAAAGCCCGAGAAAAGUUCAAGGAAUUAAGCGAAGAAAAUUUGCUCCUGAACAAUAAAAAUCAAGAACUUAUCCUUGAACUGCAUGUAAUGAAAGAAGCGAUGAGAGAACUGCACUUAAAAUGCAAGAGGCUGGAAGACGACAGCUGUGCACUGCAGGAAGCUGAGAAAGCGUCCUCCCAGGGAGUUGCUGAAUCUGAAUUACUUUAUCUAAGGAAACAAGCUCAAGAAUUGGUGGAUGAAAACGACGGGUUGAAAAUGACCAUCCAUCGUUUGAAUGUAGAACUGAGUCGAUAUCAAACAAAAUUUAGGCAUUUGUCCAAGGAAGAGAGUUUAACUAUUGAAGGCCUCCCAUCAAAGGGCCCUAUACCACCCUGGUUGUUGGAUAUAAAGUACCUGUCUCCAUUGUUGUUGGCUUAUGAGGACAGAAUGAAAGAGAAGGAUGAGCUCAGUGCCACCCUCGAGGAGGAAAUGAGAAUGUUUAGGGUGCGAGUCCAAGAAGUGGUGAAAGAAAAUGAAGUGCUGCACCAGGAGUUAAAUAAGAGCAGUCCUGUAUCCUGCGAGGAAUGGCACCAGCUUCAGGCUCAAGCAGAACUGGUUUUAGAGGAAAACAAGCUAUUGCUGGAGCAGUUGGAGGUCCAGCAAAGGAAAGCCACAGAGACCCAUGAGGAGCAUCGCCAAGAAGUCUCUAAGCUGAAUGAAAAACUGACGCUGCUGGAAGCUACAACACAGACCCAGGAAAAGGAGCUCUGUGCCAGCAAGGAGCAGGUGGAGAUUUUACAAGCUCAAUGCCAGGAACUCAAAACACACCUGGAAGGCACAAUUGAUGCAGGAGUUCAUACACUGAUUGUAAAUAAAUUAAAGAGCCAGUUACAGAAGAAAGAUGAGAAACUAAAUGCUGACUUGGAAGAGGUGAUGGAAAUGUUCACAGUUCUGCAAACACGUCAGAAGAGCCUGCUUUUAGAGAAAAACAAUUUGGCAGCUGAAAACCAAGCCCUGGAAGCUGAACUUAAAAAGGCACAGAAAAUAAAUAGGAAAUCGCGGAAGAAAAUUGAUCUCCUCAAAAAGCAGGUGGAGAAAGCCCUGGGGAACGAAAUGUGUUCUCACCAAUACUUGGCAAACAUUGUUGGCCUAGCAGAGAGUGUAACCCAGGAACGUGACAGUCUUAGGUUUUUGGCUACAUAUUUAGACAACGAGAAGAAUGGAGUCAUCAACAAAAGCAUAAAAAACAAAAUUCAACUUCGAAAGUUGGAGGAGCAGUUCAAGGGGUAUAAGAAGGAGACAGAGCUGAAGCUGGAAGACAUUUGGGAGCUCUUUGCUGGCCAGGCAGCUCAGUAUCAGCAGGAGGUACGGCACCUCCACCAGAUGCUACGGAACAAGCAGGAGGUCCUGGACGAGGCACUGCAACAGAAAAGAAAAAUGGAAGGUGAACUUCAGGUUGUUUGGGAGUCCACCUCCAAGGAAAACCAAAGAAUCCGCGGCCUUCUGCAGGCCACACCGGGGAGGACAGGCACGUGGGACAGCAGCAGACCUCCGGAGGACGCCUGCCUCAGUGGCAUCACUCAGGGAGACAUGUUGGAUGGCUUCUGUGACCUGACGCCUCCUUCCACCGCCCACCAGAGUCUGUCAGAGCCCAUUGACUAGGCCCAGAGCCUGACAGCCAUGCCCUGCACCAGCCAGGAAGGGCGCCCAGUCCCCAGCAGGAGAGGCAGCCACUGCCAGGAAGAUGCAGGGCACUGCUGGGGGCAUGAAGAGAAGAUAUUCCAGGACGUUAGUCUGUUUUUAACAUUUUACUUUAUUUUAAUAAUACUGCUGAAAAUUUACCGCCUCUCUC
Messenger RNA from Lepus europaeus (European hare), 2645 nucleotides. It is a transcript of the gene CEP89, whose product is annotated as centrosomal protein 89. Gene Ontology annotation, biological process: chemical synaptic transmission; mitochondrion organization; cilium assembly. Lineage: Eukaryota; Metazoa; Chordata; Mammalia; Lagomorpha; Leporidae. Bases 116 to 2455 code for a protein of 779 amino acids. Gene Ontology annotation, cellular component: ciliary transition fiber; centriole. The transcript has 19 exons. The record is from RefSeq and is a predicted model, not a curated record.